Messenger RNA from Anoplopoma fimbria (sablefish), 2508 nucleotides. It is a transcript of the gene ei24, whose product is annotated as EI24 autophagy associated transmembrane protein. The record is from RefSeq and is a predicted model, not a curated record. The coding region runs from base 215 to 1237 and encodes 340 amino acids. NCBI's taxonomy places the organism in Eukaryota, Metazoa, Chordata, Actinopteri, Perciformes, Anoplopomatidae. Gene Ontology annotation, biological process: macroautophagy. Gene Ontology annotation, cellular component: endoplasmic reticulum. The transcript is spliced from 11 exons.
CUUGCGCAAUAUGUUUUGCACGGCCCUGGCUGCUGGUCGUGUCUGUCUGGUUGUUGUUGUUGUUGUCACAGUAAAGGGAGCAAAAGAAAUAAAGAAGUUAACACAACCCCGGACCUGAGGUUACUGGGUGAGCCCCUCCCUGCCAUGAGCGCUGACCACCAGGUCGCCAGCCCCCCCUCCUUCUGCAGUUGAUGGAUCUGCAGCUGGUCCAGAGAUGACAGACAGCGUCAGGGCCUUCCUCCGCAAUGUUGCGACGGGGAUCAAGGACUCCAUAUUGGGGAUUGGAACAAUCUCCAAGCUGGAUGCCCGCAUCCAGCAGAAAAGGGAUGAGCAGCGGAGGAGAAGGGCCAGCGGGGCCCUGGCACAGAGACGGGCACAGAGUGAGGAGCGCAAACCGGACAAUGACCCCAAAGUAGCCAGCAGGAUCUUUCAGUGCUGUGCCUGGAACGGAGGAGUGUUCUGGCUCAGUCUGUUUCUCUUCUACCGGGUGUUUAUCCCACUGCUGCAGACUCUCACAGCAAAAAUUAUCGGUGACCCCUCCCUCCAUGGCAGUGUGUGGUCCUGGUUAGAGUUCAUCCUGACCUCCGUCUUCAGUGCCCUCUGGGUUCUCCCUCUGUUCGUCCUCAGCAAGAUAGUCAACGCCAUCUGGUUCCAGGAUAUAGCAGACUUAGCAUUUGAAGUGUCUGGAUGUAAAGCGCAGCCGUUUCCCAGCGUCAGUAAGAUCAUCGCAGACAUGCUCUUCAACCUUCUUCUCCAGGCGCUCUUCCUCAUUCAGGGCAUGAUUGUUAGCCUCUUCCCCAUCGAUGCCAUUGGACAGAUGGUUAGCCUCCUCCACAUGUCGCUGCUCUACUCCCUGUACUGCUUUGAGUACCGCUGGUUCAACCAUGGCAUUGAGAUGCACCAACGGCUGUCCAAUAUUGAGAGGAACUGGCCCUAUUACUUCGGCUUUGGUUUGCCCAUGGCUCUGCUGACCGCCCUGCCCUCCUCAUACAUCAUCAGUGGCUGCUUGUUCUCCAUCCUCUUCCCUCUAUUCAUCAUCAGCGCUAAUGAGGCCAAGACGCCAUCAAAGCUGUACCACUUCCAGCUACGUCUCUUCUCCCUGGUCGUUCUGAUCAGCAACAAGCUUUUCCACAAGACGGUCCACCUGCAGUCCUCCAUGACUUCGUCCACCUCCUCAGAGAGGCUGUCGUCCCCCCACACCUCCCCGACCCGCCAGAGACCCCUCCCCUCCCAGUGAUGGAUCCCCUCGAAGGACACAGGAAAAGCACCCAGUGUGAAAAAGUGAUUCUUCCAGACGGAUUUCCUUAAUUGAAGAUGAUAUGUGGUGUAGGACAAAGGGUUUACAUGUUUUUAUCUAAUCUCUAUCCCUUUGGUUAUUCAUUUGCAGAACACACCAGACACAUUUUCAGUGUGACACAAAAAAAAUCGACUGCCCCGUGCCUCACACUCAAAACAGAUUAAAUACUAAGCUCUUGACUUGUUUUCUUUUUUUAAUUUUCUUUUCUUUCAUUUUUUUUUGUAUAAUGUGCCAUUUGAGUGACUCUCCUUUAAUAAAUUACAGCACAAGAAAUCAUGUAGUUUUAGUAUGUUAAAGCAAACGUGUGACGAAAGGAGGGGCUUGUUUGUAUUCAGAAGCAAAGCACAGUCUUGUUGUACCCACAGUACAUGUGUGAGUCAUGUUGCAAGUCACAUUCCUUCCUCGCAGAUUGAAGGUUUUGUUGCACAUUAAUGUGUUUUUAUGUCAAAUGAUGGUGUUCGAGAAAUAACCUUGUAGAGUUUAAAAAAAAGGGAGGAUUUUUUUUAUCCUGUAAGAGCUUUGUUUUUAGUAGAAUAUACAAAAAAAGUUCAGGAGCUGCUAUAAAAAAGGAUUGGUGAUUUUAGUCAUGGAAACCAAGUAACAUAGUCACUCUUGUCUUGUGUUGACUGAAGGUUAGCGUUUUGUCUCAUCCCAAAUUGAAUCUCGCUCCAGCGUCUGAGAUUGCAUGUUGCAAAUCACGAGGUGACUCCAGCAAAGGAAAAGCUGCCAGAGCGUUUUCAGUCUGUGUGAAUAAAGUAGGUGAUAGGAGAGAUGACACUGCCAAACUGUUGCUUCUAUGUUUUGUUUAUUUCACUAAACCACUACAAAGCUAAACUUUUUAAUAAAGGAAGGAGCCGCAUAGUUAACGUCUUUUUAUCUUAACAAAUGGCCUUGACCCGCUUGCUCUAGUUUUCCCCCUAGAGAGCUGAAGCAAAUAUAAUUGGUCCCUACGGAUCAUCGGCUGUUCGAUUUCUGUGCUGUACAUAAUGUUAAUACACCCCGGAUGUUCAACAAGAAGCCCACCAACAUACAGCCACCCAGUCACCCACUUUCUCUCACUCAUCAGAGCUCAUGGCCAUGGGGAGGAGCCGUGAUUUUUUGAAAACAAUGUGCAAUUAUUGUAAGAAGAGCAUAGUGUUUGUGCAGACUGAUGUAUGUGAGUGAGGUUUUGUAAAAGUAAUACAUCUAAUUUCAAUAAAAUUGGUCAGUAU